Messenger RNA from Tachysurus fulvidraco (yellow catfish), 2635 nucleotides. RefSeq lists its product as uncharacterized. The record is from RefSeq and is a predicted model, not a curated record. The transcript has a single exon. NCBI's taxonomy places the organism in Eukaryota, Metazoa, Chordata, Actinopteri, Siluriformes, Bagridae. Bases 149 to 2635 code for a protein of 828 amino acids. Gene Ontology annotation, molecular function: nucleic acid binding; RNA-DNA hybrid ribonuclease activity.
GUAUUGGGAUAAUUACAGAUGUACUGCAGAAGUGAAUCUUUCUAGUAUAAAUGUGAAGCCGGGGAAGGCCCAUCCGUUCACUAUAGAGAAUUCACACCCACAUGUGUCUUUAUCAAAAGGUGAAACAGAGAAAUGGGAAGAUUUAGGGAUGUGGACAUUAAAAUGUGUGAAAGCUGAUGAUUGGAAACCCAGUUCAGAUCCCACAGUGUUGUACAGUGAGAAAACUAAAUCCUAUUGCAUGCACUUGAAUUGGAUAGCUUUUGUUGACAGAACAGUUGAGAUAAUGCCACAGGCAGACACAGAUGUACUGAAAACAAUGUGGCAGAUGACACACAUUUCUGGGGAAGAUCCCCGAUUACAAGCAGUUCCUAGAGAACUUUGGGCAACAGGGAAAUAUGAUGUAGGUCUGAUCAAAAAUUGUGCACCGGUGCAGAUAACACCUAAAUCGGAUUACAGACCUUGCAAAACUCAGUACCCCUUAAAGCCAGAGGCUAUUAGGGGUAUCACACCAGUGUUUAAUUCACUGCUUGAAGCUGGAGUGAUUGUGCCAUGUGAAACCUCCCCAGUGAGAACACCUAUUUUUCCAGUGAGGAAACCUAGGCCUCUGGGUGAACCAGAGGAGUGGCGUUUUGUCCAAGAUUUGCAAGUAGUGAAUGAUGCAGUAAUUCCAAGAGCUCCAAAUGUGCCAAACCCUCACACAAUCUUGUCUCAGAUUCCACCAGAAAGCAAGUGGUUUUCUGUGGUAGACUUAGCUAAUGCUUUUUUCAGUGUACCAGUUCAUCCAGACAGCCAGUUUUGGUUUGCGUUUUCUUUCAAUGGAAAGCCGUACACUUUUACCAGAUUGUGUCAGGGAUAUUGCGAAUCUCCAACUAUUUACAAUGAAGCUCUUAAAAACAGUCUUGAAUCUCUGACGCUGACCCCAGGGUCAGCAAUUCUUCAAUAUAUGGACGACUGCAUGAUUGCAGCGCCAUCUAAAGAGCAAUGUGAAAAAGACACUAUUGCGUUACUUUGUCAUCUAGCGGAGGAAGGUCACAAGGCGAGCUUGUCAAAGCUGCAGUUUGUAAAACAGCAAGUGAAAUUCUUGGGGCAUCUGAUAUCAGAACAAGGCAAAACUAUUGAGCAGAACAGAGUUGCAGCAAUACAAAACAUUCCAAAGCCUAACACAAAAAAACAACUGAUGUCAUUUCUAGGCAUGUGCUCUUAUUGUAGGACUUUCAUACCAAACUAUGCAGUCCUCGAAGCACCUUUGAGCGCAAUUGCUCAUGGGAAAGGCCUACAGGCCCACAGUGCACUGACUUGGACACCAGAGGCAGAAAAAGCCUUCGUAGAUUUGAAAAUGGCUUUACAAACCACCCCAACAUUAGGGAUUCCAGAUCCAAACGAAUUGUUUGUACAAACAGUUGAUGAAAAAAGUGGUUGUAUGACAUCAGUGCUAUUACAAAAUCAUGGUGGGAAAAUGAGACCAGUGGCCUACUUCUCUGCUAAAUUGGAUCCAGUAGCAGCAGGCCUGCCAAUGUGUUUAAGAGCAGUAGCAGCAGCUGAGAAAGCAGUUAAUGCUUCUAGAGAUAUUGUGGGAUACAGUGAACUAACUCUUUUGGUCCCACAUGCAGUGUCGCUUCUUCUUCUUGAACAGAAAACAGCACAUAUGUCUGCGGCACGUUGGCUGAGAUAUCACACUAUUUUGCUUGACAUGCCAAAUGUGAAAGUAAAACGCUGUACUGUGUUAAACCCUGCAACUCUUCUCCCUACAGAAGCAGAUGGAGAACCACACAAUUGUGUUGCAGUUGUAAAUGAAAUUUGCAGUCCUAGGUCUGAUUUGCAGGAAACGCCGUUGCAGAAUCCAGAUCUUGAGUUUUUUGUGGAUGGAUCAGCCUUCAGAGAUCAGAAAACAGGCCGCAACUGCGUGGGGUAUGCAGUAGUAACACAACAUGAAACGGUUAAAGCAGAAUCAUUACCAGAGCAUCUCUCUGUGCAGGCAGCCGAAUUGGUUGCUUUAACAACAGCAUGCAGGUUAGCAAGAGACAAAACUGUCACCAUUUAUACUGACAGUAGAUAUGCAUUUGGGGUAGUACAUGAUUUUGGUACAUUGUGGAAAAACAGAGGUUUCCUGACUUCUUCAGGUAAAGCAAUCACGCACAAUGGCCUGAUUUCUGAACUCCUGGAUGCAAUCCUGUUGCCAAAAUCUAUUGCCAUAUGUAAGUGUGAAGCACACACUGGGAAACAUGACCCCAUUUCACAGGGCAAUGCGCAAGCAGAUGCAGCAGCAAAAUCAGCUGCGCAGAAACUGAUUUUUUCGUCAGAGAACGACGAAACUUUGUGUAUGUUGCAAAUAUGUACUCCCACAGCAGAUCUCAAAGAUCUUCAAUCACAGUCUACAGCCCAGGAAAGAGCCACAUGGAGGAAAGCAGGAGGUGUGGUAAGAGAUGGGGUUUGGUACGGCCCUGAUGACAAGCCAUGUUUGCCAAAGAAAUUGUUUCCAUUCUAUGCUAAAUUGGCACAUGGCCAAGACCAUGCGUCAAAAGGGGGGAUGUAUAGCAGUGUCUCCAGAUACUGGCACACUAAGGGCUUUGCAAACUAUUCCCAGAAGUUUUGUGAGAAAUGUGUGUGCAACAAACAACAUUGGCCGAGGCGUUAA